UACAUUUUCACAUUGCAAGGAUCUACGAAGUACAAAUAUGAGUGGCAGCUGUACAAUUACACAGAUAGUGAAAAUAUUUUCUGUGCUGAUAGCUGUUCUUAUUUUCGGUUAUAAUAUAUCAUUCACGUUGCCUUUACUACGCUGGCAAUACUAUGUUAGAAGUGUCAAAAUACGUUCUAUCAGUUUACCCGUGAAAAUUAGUCCAAUCACAUCAGAGAUAUUCGAGAAGCAACAAGAGACACAUUAUUACAGUGAAGCUUUCCACGAGUUCCGAUUACCAGAAAACUAUUUAAAGAAUGUUGAAAAAUCUACAGCGACAAAAUCUUUUAUUAUAAGACCGAAAAAACUUAUGCGCGCUUAUGAUUCGUUCUUCAUGAUAAUCAUUGUCAAGUCAACUGCUUCAUCAAUCGAACGACGUAUGCUAAUUCGACGAACUUAUGGUUCCCUUCAAAUGCUUAACAAACACAGAUUUUUUACUUUGUUCGUCGUUGGUCGAUCUUUCAACAAAGAAACACAAGUUAAAAUACAAAGGGAAUCCGAAGAAAACGAAGAUAUUCUACAAGUCGAUGCGGAUGAUACAUACAAAGGAUUACCAGCCAAGGUGUUGGCUUGCUACCAGUGGAUAUAUUAUGAGCUUGGUGAUGUCAGCGCAUUCUAUGCUACGACAGACGAUGACUGUAUGGUGAAUGUUGUCUCACUUUUUGUUUACUUCUCAACCAACACUGUAAAAUUAAAAUCUUCUGGAAGCAUGUUUUGUGGAUUCGACCACAGCGAGCAUUUAACACCAAACAGAAAUAAAACUUCGAAAUAUUAUGUUCCCCACCAUGUGUAUCCGUCGAAGACAUAUCCACAAUUCUGCCAUGGUGGAAUGACAGUAAUGCCGUUUACACUUUUAUCAGAUAUUUAUCAAAUGUCUGAAAUUACCAAUCGAACUGGAAUGGUUCUUGAAGAUGUUUUUAUCAACGGAAUCCUCCGAUAUAAGUUGGGAAGGGGAAAUUCAAACAUUAUACCUAUGUCAAAAUCUUAUUUUGGCCCAAUGAUAUGGCACCUUGGCCAAUCGAACGCUGACGAAUUACGAUUUAAAUUCACUUGGACUGCGGUGACCUCUUUACUGACUAUUCGUGUUAACAACACAAUUCGGCAUAUGGGUAUUCUGCCAAGAAAAUUUCGUGCACACAUGACGAAUGCGGUUCUUACCAUGUUAUAGAUUUCUUUUCAUCAUACGAUAUUUCAACAUUAUUACUGUUGUUUGUUGUGAGUAUUUGUUGUUUAAUAAAAAAAAAUAGCCAGACGUUCAAACAAA
Messenger RNA from Ciona intestinalis (vase tunicate), 1303 nucleotides. Its product is annotated as lactosylceramide 1,3-N-acetyl-beta-D-glucosaminyltransferase-like. The record is from RefSeq and is a predicted model, not a curated record. Gene Ontology annotation, cellular component: Golgi membrane. Gene Ontology annotation, biological process: protein O-linked glycosylation. Gene Ontology annotation, molecular function: hexosyltransferase activity. Lineage: Eukaryota; Metazoa; Chordata; Ascidiacea; Phlebobranchia; Cionidae.